UCAAAUUUCGAAAAUGGCGGAUUUUGUUUCGUACGCAGCCGGAGCUCUUAUUACAACCGUAACCCAUCCUCUUGGUUAUGCUAAAGUCCUAAUCCAGCUGGGACAUGAACCAUUGAUUCCUUACUUGUCUAAAGAGCUGAUAAGUCGUCGAGAAAGAUGGUACUACCCAAACAUCUUCAAAUAUAUUGGUCAUAUCAAGAAAAGGGAUGGUUUGCUUGGUCUAUGGAGGGGAUUUGUUCCUCAGCUCACAGAGAGUGUUGUCAGGACAUACAUAACCUACAAUAUGACAGAGGAACUGAAGAAAAGAUUUCCAAUCCAGGAAACUGAAGAUGAAUCGGACAUCAUUAUCUUCCUAAAACACUGUGGAAUUAAGACAUCUCGUGAAGUGGCUGCCAAGUCCCUGGCCAUUGUGUGUAGUCAGCCAUUUCAGGUGAUUGCAAUAAGGACCAUGGCACAAUUCAUCGGAGAGGAAACCAUGUACAACAAUAUAUUUUCCUCUAUAUCAGAAAUCUACAGACUGGAGGGAUUUUCUGGAUUUUUUGCAGGCCUUGUACCAAGGGUGAUUGGAGAAGCCAUCACAAUAGCACUCAUUAACCUACUCUCCGAUCUCAUCAACCAGUAUCUGGUGGAAGAAAAGGAGUACAGGUCUUACACAGCUGUUGCCUGCAACCUUGCUGUGUCCCAGAUCACCUAUCCCUUCGUACUAGUGUCCAGAAUCAUGUGCAUUAACAACUCGGGUCUGGCCGCAGCCUCGCCUCCAUACAUGAUUUACUAUGCAAACUGGCGAGAUUGCUGGACCAAUCUGAAAAAGACGGGGGAGUUGAAUCGCGGAUCGUCCAUGUUUUGGAGAGUGUGUCACAGUCUUGACAGACACAAUCAGCGCUACAAUCCGCCCAUUGACUCCUACAGAAAGUAUGCCAGUUUCUGAAAGUAAAAGUUCCCAAGUGAACAAAGUGAAAGUACAAAUUUUGCAGAGAAUGAAUGUGUGUUGGUGAAAAAAAUAGGACAAAAAUGUAUCUCUUAUACCAGACUUAUCAUAAAAACUAUUUAGUUUACCUUUUAAAAUAAGAAAAGUUAUUCAUGUGUUAGAAAUUUCAGAUUUCUCUUAUUCAUAAGAAUUGUAUAUAUACAAUUAUGUAAUACCGUUUGGUUAAUCUAUUGACACUGAAGAACAGUAUUACUUAACAUUGAAAAAGUCUAUUGUUAAUGUUUUUGUUUGUUUUUUUCAAAAAUAGACAAAACUUAUUUUAAAAAAAUGCAUCUACAUGUGUUUUUGAUAGAAGGUAGAUGGUUUUUAUCAUAUUUUUAAGAACACCCCAGACCAUGACAUUUAUGGUUGUGAGGAAAACUACUGUGUAUUUAAUGCAAAAAUGAAAAGCAUUAGUUUUUCAGACUUUCAAAAUAAAAUGUAGUAAGCAAGAUUUGAAAAGGGGAAUAACUCAUAUCUUGAAAAAAAAUCAGUUCCCAUAAUUAAUAUGGUAAUAAGAUUUAAUAAAUUAUUUUUAAUUUUCUUACAUUUUGUAAUGUUUUAUAAAAUUCAUGGAAGGAGGUGACAUAGCACAGCAGCCAUACCACUAUCAUUCACACCCAAACUCUGAACAUCAAUAAACAAUGAUGUAUAUGUACAUGUAUAUGAAGACAUACAGUUCUUCAGGGGUUUUUUAUUAUUUGAACAUCUGUUGAUAUGAAUAGCUGAUUUUUAUCUGUUUAAGGUUAUUUACAGGAGCUCAUACAUUUUGUUCGAUGAACUGGAUUUUGGUUUUAUGAGAUAAGUGGCACGCUACAUGUGGAUGUAAUGUAGAUAACUGUAUUUAAAAUGCCAAGCUAAUUCAAUCUGUGCCAGAGUCGUUGUGCUAUCUCUAUAGAGUGCUGAUUCCAUUUGUUUAUGAAUACGAGAGUUCUCUUGGAGGAUAUGUUGGGACUAUUGUAAAAAAAAAAUGUGUUGCUUAAACGUUAUCAGAAUCUGUACUUACUAUAGGUUUCAAGUUCAUUCAUUCAUUAGAAAUGGAUAUUUUCUAUUUAAUAGCAAGAUUAGUGAUGAUUUUUUUCUUGAAGUACAUCUUUGAAUACUGUAUAUUCUUUUUUUGCAUUUUUAUAGUCUUUACUUAGUUUAUAAAAAUAUCGAUUUUUUUUAAAAGAGAGAGAGGGGGAAUAAAUUAUUUGAUAAGUGUAAUUGCAACUACCAUCAAAUAAAGUGUGCAUCAACUGUU
Molecule: messenger RNA, 2210 nt
Organism: Magallana angulata
Lineage: Eukaryota; Metazoa; Mollusca; Bivalvia; Ostreida; Ostreidae
Product: mitochondrial carrier homolog 2-like
Exons: 12
Coding region: 14-928 (304 amino acids)
Source: RefSeq, a predicted model, not a curated record